Molecule: messenger RNA, 804 nt
Organism: Lottia gigantea (owl limpet)
Lineage: Eukaryota; Metazoa; Mollusca; Gastropoda; Lottiidae
Exons: 7
Coding region: 1-804 (267 amino acids)
Source: RefSeq, a predicted model, not a curated record
AUGAAUUCUGUAAUUGUUUUAUUUUCGCUGUUAAUUUUUAGAGUAUAUUUUAGUGAAGCCCUGAGGUGUUACGAUUGCCAGAGUCAUAAUACAGACGACGAACCCAGUGGAUUUUGCCCAAGAAAUGGAACAGUUGAUGCAACUAAGGCUUAUGUAAAUGAUAAGUGUGAUGGUAAAUGUUUUACGAAAGGGAACGAUAUAUAUAAUGAUCACGCUGGACGUGGUUGUACAACGGGUUUCUCUCUACCAAGUCCCUUACCAGAUGAUGGUUGUUAUAUAUAUGGUCUUGAUACAUGGUGUAUAUGCAGCAAUGAUACAUGUAAUGGACAGCCUAUGGGAGAAGGGUCGGAAGAACUGGAUGCCCACCUUCGGAAAGCAAUCCUAAGUCAAGGUGCCAAAGACGGGAUUAUGAAAUGUUUUAAUUGUAUAAAUUACGAUGCUAAAGGUCAACAUUACAGUCAAUGUCCGAAAUAUGGCACUGUUAGUUUGAGUGCUUGGAAGAUGAACUGUACUGGACAUUGUUACACUAGAAGUGAUGACCUGGAUCCAAGAAAGGUGUAUAGAGGUUGUACAGAUACAUUACCAUCUCUGGCUUCCAUGCCUCCUGUCGAUGGUUGCUAUACAUACUAUCUAGAAACUUGGUGUGUCUGUAAAACAUAUUUGUGUAAUGGCGGUCCAAUUGGAGUUGGUACUGUCGAGUUGGAUGCUCAUAUUGUAGAAAACGCAAUGUCUGUGAUUACUGUAAAUAGUUUGUUUUUGAAAUGUUUGGGUGUUAUUGUAUUCGUACUGCGUUGGGCUUUUUAA